AUGCUCGCCCGCACCUGUCGCACGACAAGAGCGCGGUUUACUCGCCCUCUGCACACCACCCUCGCCCGCAGGCGCGAGCCCUUCGACCCCGCCGCCGUCGAGCGCGCCUCCGAUGACGUCGACGUCUGCAUUGUUGGCGGUGGCCCCGCCGGCCUCAGCGCCGCCAUCCGCCUCAAGCAGCUCGAGCAGGAGAAAGGACACGAGAUCCGCGUCGUCGUUCUCGAGAAGGGCUCCGAAGUCGGCUCCCACAUCCUCUCCGGUGCCGUCCUCGAGCCCCGCGCUCUCAACGAGCUCCUCCCCGACUGGACCUCCCGCGAUGACCACCCUCUCACCCAACCCACCACCUCCACCUCCAUGCGCUUCAUGACAAAAAAUGCGUCUAUUCGCAUCCCUCAACCCCCUGUCAUGGCCAAGAUGGGCACCUACGUCGUCUCCCUCUCCAGGGUCACCGCCUGGCUCGGCUCCAUCGCCGAGCAGAUGGGCGUCGAGGUCUACCCGGGCUUCGCCGGAGCCGGUCUCGUCUACAGCGACGACGGCCGCAGCAUCCUCGGCGUGCGCACCAACGAGGUCGGUCUCGACCGCCACUUCCGCAUGAAGGACUCCUUUGAGCCCGGCAUGGAGUUCCGCGCCCGCGUCACCCUCCUCGCAGAGGGCGCCCACGGCUCCCUCUCCAAGGAAGCCAUUCGCCGCUUCAAGCUUCGCGAGGGACGCGACCCUCAGACCUACGGCCUCGGUCUCAAGGAGGUCUGGCGCCUCGACCCCAGCAAGCAUGAGCCCGGUAAGGUCGUCCACACCAUGGGCUGGCCCCUCGACUUCCGGACGUACGGAGGAGGAUGGGCGUACCACAUGGCCGACGGUCUCGUCACCCUGGGCAUUGUCGUUGGUCUCGACUACGGAAACCCGUACCUCAGCCCCUACCGCGAGCUCCAGCGCAUGAAACAUCAUCCCUACUUCCGCGAUCUGCUCUCAGGCGACUCCACUCGUCUAGCGUACGGCGCGCGCGUCAUUAACGAAGGCGGCUGGCAGUCUAUGCCUAAGCUCAAUUUCCCCGGAGGUGCCCUCAUCGGCUGCUCCGCCGGCUUCGUCAACGUCGCCAAGAUCAAAGGCACCCACAACGCCAUGAAGAGCGGCACGCUCGCCGCCGAGGCCGCCUUCGACGCCCUCGCGUCCCAGCCGGAGGAAGACAAGCCCACCGACAUGAGCGCAUACGACACCGCACUCCAGAACAGCUGGGUCCGCGACGACCUCUACGAGGUCCGCAAUGUCCGCCCGAGCUUCCAGACGCCCCUCGGCAUGUUCGGCGGCGUCGCGUACUCUGGUCUCGACACGCUCCUCCUCCGCGGCCGGACACCGUGGACGUUCCGGAACAAGACCGGGCUCAGCGACGCUGCGCACACCAGGCCCGCGCGGGAUUGCGAGCCGAUCCAGUACCCGCCGUUUGAGGCCCCGCUCUCCACCGACCUACUCACCAGCGUCGCGCUCACUGGCACCAAUCACGCCGAGGACCAGCCCGUGCACCUGCGUGUCCGGCAGUACGACGAGGCCUCGCAGCACGCUGGCGCGAAAAGCGCACAGAAAGCGGGGGGCCUCGCGACAGAGUCUUUCCGGGAGGACGCCGCGGCGCGACGGGAGCAUGUCAGGGUCAACGUGGGUGAGUACGCGGGGUUACUCGGGCGCGGGUGCCCGGCGCAGGUGUACGAGUACGUCGAGGACGAGGGCGCGGACGCGGCGGACGGCCAGGAGGUGGACCAGGUCGGCUGGGAGGGGCGGCGGCUUGUCAUCAACUCGCAGAACUGCAUCCACUGCAAGUUCUGCGACGUCAAGGUGCCGACGCAGGACAUCACCUGGACCGUGCCCGAAGGUGGCGGCGGACCGAAGUACACUAUCACAUAG
Molecule: messenger RNA, 1893 nt
Organism: Epithele typhae
Lineage: Eukaryota; Fungi; Basidiomycota; Agaricomycetes; Polyporales; Epitheliaceae
Product: FAD/NAD-P-binding domain-containing protein
Exons: 4
Coding region: 1-1893 (630 amino acids)
Biological process (GO): electron transport chain
Cellular component (GO): mitochondrial inner membrane
Molecular function (GO): iron-sulfur cluster binding; electron-transferring-flavoprotein dehydrogenase activity
Source: RefSeq, a predicted model, not a curated record